CGCGCAUUGCUUCACCGGAGAGCGUGCUAUACACAUCACGCUUGAUAGACUAUAUAAUGCUAUACUGGCAUCUAAAGGGCCAAUCGCUCCCUGGCCGACUUCAUAGACUUGCAAGUAGGGCGUACCAUCCGUCUGUUAUACCUUCAAAGGUCGUGCCUUUGUCCGAAGAGUUCAUGUCUAAGUCUGCGGCCAUGGACGCUCUCGUGACAGAAUUAGAUCAUAUCACAUCCCAGGUGAGGCUGGGAGGCGGCAAAAAGGCGAUGGAACGUAUGAGGGCCAAGGGCAAGUUGUUACCUCGAGAACGAAUUGCUACUCUCUUGGACCGAAAUACCCCAUUCAUGGAACUGUCUUCCAUCGCAGCCCAUGAGGUGUACCCCGGCGAAUCCAUACCAGGCGCUGGUAUUAUAACUGGCAUAGGUAGUGUCUCCGGCAAGGAAUGCAUGAUCAUCUGCAACGACUCGACCGUCAAGGGUGGGAGCUACUAUCCUCUAACAAUCAAGAAACAUCUACGAGCACAGGAAAUUGCCCGAGAGAACUUGCUGCCUUGCGUCUAUCUUGUCGAGUCUGGAGGGGCAGCAUUGCCGUACCAAGCGGAGGUAUUUCCUGAUGUGAACCAUUUUGGGCGAGGGUUCUAUAAUAUGGCUCAAAUGUCCGCCCUUGGGAUACCACAAAUAUCUGUUGUUCAUGGCAUCUCCGUUGCGGGCGGUGCAUAUACGCCAGCCAUGUCGGACUAUGUUAUUAUCGUGCGCAAUCAAGGGCAUAUCUUCCUGGCCGGGCCACCACUCGUGAAGGCUGCUACCGGAGAAGUUGUCGAUGAAGAGUUUCUGGGAGGUGGCGAGAUGCAUGCGAGCGUGAGCGGGGUUGUGGAUGCUUUAGCAAGAGAUGAUGAGGACGGUAUCACCUUGGCUCGCACAGCAGUUGGUGACCUAGGAAGUGCAGCAGGGUUAACAGCAGAGCCUGAUCAGGCCCCAGAAGCACCUCUUUAUUCUGUUGAAGAACUACAUGGAAUUGUCGGCGAUGAUGUUCGCCAGGCGAUUGAUAUGAAGGAGGUCAUCGCCCGUAUUGUGGACGGGAGCCGGUUCCGAGAAUUCAAGGCAGAAUAUGGAACAACACUUCUCACUGGAUUUGCCCACAUACAUGGUUAUCAUUGUGGCAUUGUCGCUAACAACGGAGUUCUAUUCUCUCCGUCUGCACUGAAGGCCACCCACUUCAUCCAAUUGUGCAGUCAAAGGAAAAUACCUUUGGUGUUCCUUGUCAACGUGACUGGUUAUAUGGUUGGGAGCAAGGCGGAACGCGGCGGCAUCGCAAAAGAUGGGGCGAAGAUGGUUCGCGCCGUGAGUUGUGCUGACGUUCCCAAAUUGACAAUGGUGAUUGGUGGGAGUUUCGGAGCCGGGAAUUAUGGGAUGUGUGGGCGGGCUUAUUCGCCUCGUUUCUUGUGGAUGUGGCCGAACGCUAAAAUUUUGGUGAUGGGAUCGGGGCAGCUUUCCCAAGUAAUGGCGGGAAUAUCAAAAGAUCCUAGCCAGCAUUCUGAGCUGCAGUCAAGGAUAGAGGCGCAGUCAACAGCUUUAUAUGCGAGCGCGCGGCUAUGGGAUGACGGCAUUAUCAAGCCAACUGAUUCUCGCGAUGUGCUAGGCCUCGGUCUGAGUCUGGCAAAACGAGAAAGCAUGAUUGGGCGACUUUCUGGUGGUUCACGGUUACGACCAAGUUGGGACGGACACGACGCCGGAUUUGGUGUAUUUCGCAUGUGAGAAGGGGAAUUCUAAACCUCACGCAAUGUAUAUUAG
Dacryopinax primogenitus is the source of this 1784-nucleotide messenger RNA. RefSeq names its product carboxyl transferase. Gene Ontology annotation, cellular component: methylcrotonoyl-CoA carboxylase complex; mitochondrion. The transcript has 13 exons. Gene Ontology annotation, molecular function: methylcrotonoyl-CoA carboxylase activity. NCBI's taxonomy places the organism in Eukaryota, Fungi, Basidiomycota, Dacrymycetes, Dacrymycetales, Dacrymycetaceae. The record is from RefSeq and is a predicted model, not a curated record. Bases 57 to 1748 code for a protein of 563 amino acids. Gene Ontology annotation, biological process: L-leucine catabolic process.